CUGCUGGUCACUGUGAGUUGCUUCGGGUCCACGGAGGGAAAGGGGAAGGCGACGGGCGUCGAUGAACUCCAGCUUCCCACGGUCUCCCUCCCCGGUCCUCCUCAACAUAGGAGGGAAGAAAUAUGCAACAACAAUCGAUACACUUACUCAGCGUGAUCCUGAUUCCAUGCUUGCAGCAAUGUUUAGUGGCCGGCAUACUAUUUCUUGUGAUUCUGAAACGGGGACAGUAUUUGUUGAUAGGGAUGGGAAACAUUUCAGGCAUAUUCUGAAUUGGUUGAGAGAUGGGGUCCUUCCCAUGCUCAAAGACUCAGAAUAUCAAGAGCUGUUGCGGGAGGCUGAAUACUAUCAGCUACUUGGAUUGGUUGACCAUAUAAACACAUAUUUGAAUAAGAAAAAGGAUGAAGAUGGCUCAGGACCUGAAUUAACACGUACAGAGAUCAUCAAAUGCAUUCAGUCUGAGAGAGUGAGAUUUCGAGGCGUGAAUCUUUCCGGUCUUAAUCUUUCUAAACUAGACCUAUCAUUUGUUGACUUCAGUUUUGCAUGUAUCCAAAAAACCAACUUUUCAAAUGCAAAUCUCCAGAAAGCCAAAUUGGGGGAUGUGCAAGCAGAAGGUUCGAUUUUUCAAGAGGCAAAUUUGCGUGAAUGCGAGUUUAUUGGGGCAAAUCUUCGUGCAGUUGUAUUGGAUAAAGCUAAUCUUCAGAGUGCAAAUCUGCAAGAUGCAGACUUGAUAAACUGUAGCUUCUGUGAAGCAGACCUUCGUACGGCACAUUUGCAGGGUGCAAAGCUUACGGAUGCCAAUCUUCAAGGAGCUAAUCUGGAAGGAGCCAAUCUAAAGGGUGCAAAGCUGAAUGGUGCAAAUUUGCAGGGUGCAAAUCUUCAACGGGCUUACUUGCGGGAUGUUGAUUUACGUGAUACGGAAGGAUUGAAUUACUACGUGCUGGUUUCAUGCCAGCAUGGGGCAGUGGUAUGUGUUGCGCUAGUGUUUGGCAUGCACGAGCAUCACGGCAUGCCAUGAACUGGCACAGAUUUGGUACUGUGCCAGUGCUGCAUCUGAAAUUGGAUGGAGCUAAGCUUGGUGGUGCAAAUCUACUGGGAGCCAUCAGGUGAUUCAGUGGCAGCAGAAUAUUCAACAGAGCUUUCCAUCCAAGGAAACAUGAGCAAUUUAUACAUUAACCUUGGCUUGGGACUGCAAAUGUUCUAUGAGAUGGUCUCUUAGUCUCCUUGAGCUGUACAACUUUGAAUAUUGCUUUCCGAUGAUGAAGAAAUUGGUGGUUUUAUUGUUUUGUUGUACAAGAGCUGCUUGUAAUUAUGUCAUUGAAAUACAAUCGAGUUCAAAAGUGCGAACUAAAUGGGAGAAAAUUUGUAGUUGUGGAUAUAUUCUGAAAAUAGGAAAUGCAUUUGGAUUUAAGCUUUUUGUU
This is a messenger RNA of Elaeis guineensis (African oil palm), 1418 nucleotides long. RefSeq names its product FH protein interacting protein FIP2. Gene Ontology annotation, biological process: protein homooligomerization. The record is from RefSeq and is a predicted model, not a curated record. Lineage: Eukaryota; Viridiplantae; Streptophyta; Magnoliopsida; Arecales; Arecaceae. Gene Ontology annotation, molecular function: protein binding.